This is a messenger RNA of Thyridium curvatum, 594 nucleotides long. RefSeq lists its product as uncharacterized. The transcript is spliced from 2 exons. The record is from RefSeq and is a predicted model, not a curated record. Gene Ontology annotation, cellular component: EKC/KEOPS complex; nucleus; cytosol. Bases 1 to 594 code for a protein of 197 amino acids. Gene Ontology annotation, biological process: telomere maintenance via recombination; tRNA threonylcarbamoyladenosine modification. NCBI's taxonomy places the organism in Eukaryota, Fungi, Ascomycota, Sordariomycetes, Thyridiales, Thyridiaceae.
AUGGCUCUCGAGACUGUCUGCCUCGAGCACAUCCCCUCGACGCACAGCGUCCAGGUCGCCUUCUUCCGCAAUGUGUCCAAUCCCGACUUCCUGCAGUCGCAGCUCGUUGCACGGAACCCCGACUUCGAGUACGCCUUCAUCGACGCAUCCUCGGUCGUCUCGCGCGUUCAGGUCCUGGCCGCCACCUUCAAAGCGCUCACGCUGCUUCUCAGUGGCUCAUUACGGACCCCCAACGUCCACUCCGAGAUCGUCUGCUCUCUGAGCCCAACCAACAACAUUGCUGAAGCUUACCGCCGCUACGGAGUUACCCCUCAGACCAAGGAUGUCAUCAUUGUCAAAGUCCUCUUCCCCACCGAGGCCAACCCUCAGCCGCCGUCACCCGAGUCUAUCUGGGCGCACCUUCAGGAGCACGUCAAGGGCAGCCCCGUCCCCCUCGUGGACGAGAACAUUGCAGCAGCUACGGACCUGGCCAAGGUGCGCAAAUAUUACAAGUUGAACGGCGCCCCGGCACUGAACGACGCCAAGGACGACCUCUCCAGGAAAACCGAGACGGAGGCGCUUGUCCUGGCGAGCAUGGCCCUACGGGGUGUCUGA